This is a messenger RNA of Lasiodiplodia theobromae, 1278 nucleotides long. RefSeq lists its product as uncharacterized. The transcript has 3 exons. The record is from RefSeq and is a predicted model, not a curated record. Bases 1 to 1278 code for a protein of 425 amino acids. Lineage: Eukaryota; Fungi; Ascomycota; Dothideomycetes; Botryosphaeriales; Botryosphaeriaceae.
AUGCAGACCGGAUAUUCGCGUUGUGUCGCUACCAGGCGGGAGGAGCCCGUUCGCGCUCUAGCGAGCGGCCUUCGAGUCGUCUCGCGUGAAGCUCUAGACCCUCUGCGCGAGCUUCACUCCCUCACCCGCUUCACCUACAACCCAUCCUCCACCACUCCCCCGUCUCGUGACUCUCUUGUCCACAACGAAGUCGCUCACUCCAUCUCAAGCUCCAUUGCACGUUUUGUGCGCCGAUUCUUCACGCAGUCCGCACAAGAGCCGAGCAACAGAGCCGAAUGGGCCGCAUUCUUCUUGUUCGAGGUCUAUCGCGACUUUCUGCUCCGACCUAAAUCCUACAACAAGUACCACAUGACGCCUGAGCAAUGGGUUUAUCUUCGCCACUCGCUCAACAUGCUUGGAUCAUCCGAGCUGUAUGUCUUCGUCGACAUCGCGUUCCAGAUGUUCUCCUUCGACUAUGACAUCCCUGCUCGCACCAUGGCUAUCCAAUGCCCAAGCAACUCGCAGCAGCGCUUCUCGUACUACCUCGUCCUGACAAUCCAUGAGCAACUCUGGAUGGCGCAGCACCGUCUGCCCGCCUACCGCGAUCGCAUUCAGGACUAUGACGCAAGCGACGACUUUCCGCAACGCCACGCCGCGUGUGGCGUCGAGCCGCACUACACAACGCGCGGCGACUGGAUGUACUCGGUGCGCACGCCCAGCAUCGUAGUCCGCGACUUCCAGAACCGCGUUUUCUCGUACCCGCUCAUCAUCGAGGUCUGCGACGCACGCAAGCAUGAGGAUGAGGAGGCCAUGGCCCGUGACUACCUGCUGGGCAAUGAUGACCGCCCAAGCUUGUUCCUGUCUAUCACCCUCUGGCUGGAGGGCCACAACAGCGCCCGCCUGGGCACUUACAGCCUCUGGCGCAGCCGCGUUCUGCCUGGCCAGCCCGCCCCUGUCGGCGGCUUCUACGGUAACGGCACCGAGUACGUUCCCGAGUGUCUUAUCCGCAAUGAACGCUUCACGGCUCCUGGAGGCAACGCGGAUGCUGGGGAUGGCGAGAUCUUCUUUUCAUUCGCGGACCUCGCGCCGAGGUGCCAGGACUGGAUCAGGUCGACGGCGCCCAAUACCUGGGACGGCGUGUGGGCCAGGGAUGGCAUUACCAUCUCAUACGAGCGGCUGUCCCACAUCUGGCAGCUGGCCAGGGCCAGGCAGAACUACGUGGAGUCUCGUGAGUACCUCAUGUGGGAGGAGGAGCGUUAUGAGGAGAUCCACGGUUCGUUCAUUGAUGAGAGAGAAUAG